AAGAUAUUGUUUACUCUGCAGAGGAAAAAUGGCUUGUCUUGUAAUUGUACAAAUGUCAAACUAAACUGUUACACUGCACUGUGAGUGGAAGAUACUGCACUGACUGCACUACUAGCACUGGAUUAUUAUCAGGAAGAUGUCUGACUAUCUCACAAUAGCAGAUCUAAAGAGAUUGUAUCUCGUCACGUUUGAUGCUCGAAUUAAGUGACGAAACAUCUUGCUUAUUCUUGACGUACCCUCAGCUACAAUCCACAGCAUCGGGAAAGAAUGGAGCAACAAUCCUGAUGACUGCUAUCAUGAGGGUUUGAUUAAAUGGCUUAAUGAAGGAGGGAAGAGCUGGAAAGAGAUGGUGGAGGCUUUGUCAAGUCCCAUUGUGAGUGAAGUUCACAUAGCCCAGACCAUCGAAAGAGAUCAUCUACAGUCUACUGGUCCAAACAACCCUAAAUUACAGGUUGACCAAGAUCGCCAGAAGAUCAACGAUGAUUUAACUGUUUUCCUAGACGAGCGUCUCGGUAAAGGUGCAUUUGGAGCAGUCUUCAAAGGCAGCUACAGGGGCGAGAUAUGUGCAGUCAAAGUGCUGCUUCAUGAUGCUAUGGAGAUGCAGGCAAGUAUUUCAGUCGGCAAAAACGAAGAAGCUAGCGAUGCAAUUGAUCGUGAGAGUGAUUUUCUCAAGUCGUUCCAGCACCCAAAUGUUGUUCAGUUAUUGUCGACUGCCAAGCACCCCAAAUCAGGGAGUACAAUCCUCGUUGUUGAGCUGAUGGAUUGCAAUCUGAGAUCCUAUUUCUCUGGCCUUGAUGAAGAGUCCCUCACUAGCGAAUGUGAAAUUAGCCUCUCCAAAGACAUGGCUUGUGGUCUGGCCUACAUUCACAGCAAGCAGAUUAUCCACCGUGACCUCUGUGGCGACAACGUCUUAUUGAAACUUACACGACCAUUGCCUGUCGCAAAGAUUUCCGAUUUUGGCAUGUCACGGCUAUAUGAUUCCUCCAAGCUUAGCCACACCCUCACAGCCAUUGGUCACCGUAUGGGGUAUCUACCUCUCGAGGCUAUUCGAUUGGAAGAGGAGAAGUACGAUAGCAGCCUGGAUGUGUUUUCCUAUGGGGUGAUUGUGACGCAGAUUGUAUGCAAGCUGGAGACGAUCAAAUCAGCCAAGGAUCGAUCAUUCCAUGUUGCCCAGAUCCCUCACACACACACGUUGAGGAAGCUUAUCGACAGUUGUUUGCAGGAAGACAUGAGGAGGAGACCAUCUGCCAGGGACAUCUAUGUUUACUUGACGAGAGGUUCUGGUUCAGUGGAGGCAACAAAGAAGGAGUCAAAGGACACUCAACCAGUCAAGAAGGUGCGUACAUGUAGUGUGAUAAUGAGAUUCCCACAGCAACAAUAGUAUUGUACCUUAACAUGCAUGGAUGCUGUCUCAUGUGUUAAGCCGUAACUACACAUCCGUUUGAGUGUGCCUAUAAUUAUGUACUUCCUUUAGCGGAAAUUGUUGCUUGUUCUCGUUCUAUUGUAGAAUUUUCAUUAUGAUAU
Molecule: messenger RNA, 1524 nt
Organism: Halichondria panicea
Lineage: Eukaryota; Metazoa; Porifera; Demospongiae; Suberitida; Halichondriidae
Product: probable serine/threonine-protein kinase kinX
Exons: 4
Coding region: 347-1381 (344 amino acids)
Biological process (GO): protein phosphorylation
Molecular function (GO): ATP binding; protein serine/threonine kinase activity
Source: RefSeq, a predicted model, not a curated record